UCAAGUCUCUUAUUAAUUAAAGACCUUCUGAUCUCUCUCUUCUCUAUCAAAUUCAAUACAAUGUCGAAAAUCAUCAGAGUACUCUUCAUGGUGGUCGUUUCCAUGGCCAUAACCAUCGUCCUCAUCACUAUCGCCUCUAUUGGUGACAACCACGAAACCUCACUUCCCAAAUCACUGGUCGUGAAACCGUUUCCGAAGAGGGUAAGUCGUUUCCUAGCGGAAAACAAAAACCCUAGAGCUGCUGCAGACCACUGCAAGAAAGAUGACGAGAUUUGCUACAUCUUAGAAGGCAAAAACUCGACUUGCUGCAACAACAAGUGUAUGGAUUUGAGCGACGAUAAACACAACUGUGGAGCAUGCAAGAACAAGUGCAAGUUUACCAGCUCGUGUUGUGGAGGAGAGUGCGUGAAUUUGGCUUAUGACAAGCGGCAUUGUGGGUCGUGUGGUAACAAGUGCAUGCCUGGUGGUUAUUGCAUAUAUGGACUCUGCAAUUACGCCUAACAAACACAUUAUAUUAUUUCAUUUUGAUCGUUAUAUAUUUUCAUGCUGUCAUCAUUUAUGUAUUCACAUAUUCUUGUGUGAAAAUGCUUAUUGGAGCAUCCAACUGAAGAGAUAAGUUUAUAUAUGUAUUCACAGAUUCUUCUUAGAACUGCUUGUUGUGUGAUUUUAUUGAAAACAUUAAUAGAUCAACUUGCUGUUGAGUUGUGGAGUCUUAUAUAUUGCUUCUAGACUUUUAGCGUGAUUCUGAUUUCGUG
Molecule: messenger RNA, 755 nt
Organism: Lactuca sativa (garden lettuce)
Lineage: Eukaryota; Viridiplantae; Streptophyta; Magnoliopsida; Asterales; Asteraceae
Product: stigma-specific STIG1-like protein 3
Source: RefSeq, a predicted model, not a curated record